ACAAAAAUAAAAACAAACAACAACAACAACAACAAUAAAGACGGAAGAAAAUUUGUUUAAAAAUUUUUUAUCGUCAAGUUAUUAAAUAUGUCCGUCCGACAUAUAAAUAACUUGGACGAGCAAACAACAGCCAAUAAUAACAAUGAUAAUCAUCAUAGCCAAAAUUAUAAUCAAUUUUUAUCAGUCACAAAUAUUGUCAGCCAAGAUGAUUCAGAAUCAUUAUCAUCGACUCAUCAUCAACAGCAACAGCAACAGCAGCAGCAAUCAUCAACAUCAAAUCGAAAACAUUCCUCAUAUUCACAACGUUCACAUGAAAGUGCACAUGAUCGUCGAUUAUCAUUUUUACAAUAUUAUAGCCAACAACAGCAGCAACCGGAUACAGCUGGAACAAAUGAAAAAAGUGGUGGUGGCGGCGGUGGUGGUGGUGGUGGUAAUCCAGGUUUUACACAGAAAGGUUUACAACAACAACAACAACAACAACAAUAUGUAUUUCGGCCAUUUACACGUGAAUCAUUGGCUGCCAUUAAAGAAAGAAUUGCUGAAGAAAAGUUACGAAAGGCACAAAAAGAAGGUGAUACAACCACAAUCUAUACACAUCAUGCUCAUAAUCAAGAAAUAUGUGAACCAGAUCCAAUGUUGGAAGCUGGCCUACCAUUACCAAGAGGUUUACAGCGUGUGUUUCCACCAGAAUUGAUUGCCACACCAAUCGAAGAUAUUGAUCGUUAUUAUCAAAAUAAUAUGACAUUUACUGUGAUCAGCAAAAGUAAAGAUAUAUUUCGUUUUAGUGCAACAAAUUCAUUGUUUAUAUUAUCACCAUUCAAUCCAUUACGGCGUGUUGCCAUCUAUAUGCUUGUACAUCCUUUAUUCAGUUUUUUAGUUAUAGUAACAAUAUUGAUUAAUUGUAUAUUGAUGACAUUACCGCCAGAAGAAUCGAUUGAACGCACCGAAAUUAUAUUCACCACAAUUUAUACAUUUGAAUCAUGUUUAAAAGUGGCUGCUCGUGGUUUUAUAUUAACACCAUUUACCUAUCUACGUGAUCCUUGGAAUUGGCUAGAUUUUGCUGUUAUAAUGUUGGCCUAUCUAACGAUGGGCGUAGCCGAUCUUGGUAAUUUAAGUGCACUUCGUACAUUCAGGGUAUUACGUGCAUUAAAAACUGUUGCUAUUAUACCGGGUAUGAAAACAAUUGUUGGCGCUGUAAUUGAAUCUGUAAAAAAUCUUAAAGAUGUAAUCAUAUUGACUUGUUUUUCAUUAUCGGUAUUUGCAUUACUUGGUCUACAAGUAUAUAUGGGUGUAUUGACACAAAAAUGUAUUCGUAAUCAUGAUGGUAAUCUUACUACAUAUGAAGAAUGGAAUUCAUGGUGUAGUAAUAGCUCAAAUUGGUAUUAUAAAACACCCGAAUCACCACCAUAUCUAUGUGGGAAUAGUUCACAACAUUGUCCACCUGAUUAUACAUGUUUACAAGGUUUUGGUGAUAAUCCUAAUUAUGGUUAUACAAAUUUUGAUACAUUUGGUUGGGCAUUAUUAUCAUCAUUUCGUUUGAUGACACAAGAUUCAUGGGAAACAUUAUAUCAAAUGAUUAUUCGUGUUACCGGUUUAUGGCAUGUUAGUUUUUUUCUUGUCGUAAUAUUUUUAGGAUCAUUCUAUUUGGUGAAUCUAAUUUUGGCUAUCGUUGCAAUGAGUUAUGAUGAAUUACAGAAAAAAGCUGAAGAAGAAGAGAUUGCAACAGCGGCUGAAGAAGCAGCGUAUGCUGAAGCAUGUCGUUUAGCGGAAGAAGAUUUAUAUGGACCUGGUGGUGCUGGUAGUCAUCAUCAUGGUGGUGGUGGUAAUGGACAAAGACGUAGUCGUCGUAGUAGCCGUUUAUCAGCAUAUAAUGUUGCAUCAGCUAUUGCAUCGGCAGCUAUUCGUCCAACACCUUAUGGUAAUACAUUGGAUGUUAUACAACAACAACAACAACAACAAAAUCGACGAUCACGGUCAUCAUCAAUACCAAUGGAUUUAUUAUCACAACAACAACCAUCAUCAUUACAGGUGCCACAAGGUCCAUAUAAUAAUAAUAAUAAUAAUGUAAUGGCCAAUUAUCUGGGAUAUCCAUCAUCAACAACCAUGACCACACAACAACCAUUACAGCCUAUAAUAACCACACAGGAAACACAACUUAGAUCUCGUCAUCAUCGUAAUCAUCAACAAAAUAAACAACCGUCCACAUCAUGUCCUAGUCCAUCUUUUCGUGCUUCUUCAUCUACAUCAUCAUCAUCAUCAUCAUCAACAUCAACAACUUCGGAAUCUGUUUCAUCUGCCUUAUGUUCAUCAUCAUCAUCAUCAUCGGUAUCAUUAUCAUCAUCAACAACAACAUGUCAAUAUCUUGAUUGUGAAUGCAAAUAUAAAAAAAAUAAUAAACAUCAUAAUAAUAAUCAACAAUCACAACGGAAAAUAAAACCACCAGAUUCAUUGGCAUUGAAUCAACAACAAUCAUCAACAAUACGUAAGACUAGUCUUUCACUGCCUGGAUCACCGUUCAAACAACAACAGCAACAGCAAAAUUCUCGCAUAAAUAAUGAUAACAAUAUAAACGAUCAAAAUUUAAAUGCCUUAAAUGAUGAUGAUGAUGAUGAUGAUGAUGAGAAUGGCAAAAAAGGCCAUGAAAGUGGUGAUCAUGAAUCAUCGAAUCGUCAUCAUCAUAAUCAUAAUUAUAAAUGUCCAGAAAGUUUUAAUAAACAACGUAAACAUAAAACAUCAUCAUCUGCUGUUCAUAAAUAUAUUGAUGGACAAAAAGAUUUACCAUUUGCCGAUGAUAGUGCAGCACAGACACCAUUGUCCGAAGAGAAUCUACCUCCAUUUCCGGAUAGGGAUGGAUUACAGCCACCACCUUAUCAUAAUCAUCAUCAUCAUCAUCAUCAUCAACAACAUUAUCAUCAUCGACCAUCAAAAGCCUUAAGUUUAUCUAAUUUUGAAUAUGAAUCUAAUCAGCCAACGUUUCGUUCAUCGAAUGGUGCCUUUAGUAAUAAUAAUCCUUUGACAAUGAUGGAAAAUGUUGAAUCAACAUCCAUACAUAAUUCAACAUAUACAUCACAUUCAUCACGUAUAUCCUAUACAUCGCAUGGAGAUAUUUAUGGCCGUUUAGGUUUUGCCACCACAAAUCUGCCACCAUUAUGGGCCAAAGAUUAUCAUUUACGUGCCAGACGUAUGUCGAAUGUGGAAAAAUUCUACAAUGAUGAAUGGGCCAAAAAUACUAUCGUACCUGCUGCUGCUGCUACUACUACUGUACAAAGUAAUUUGCCAAUGUUACAACCAUUUUUACCUGGUGUAAAUAAUUUUCAAGCCACAACUACUAAUGCUAAUACACAGCCAAAUUCUGCCAAUGUUUAUAUGAAAGAUGUUAUGGUAUUGAAUGAUAUAAUUGAACAAGCAUCCGUUGAUCAUAUGAUGAAGAAUAAACAGAAUCAUCAACAACAACAAUCAAAUGAAAGAGUUUCCAUAUACUACUUUCCUACAGAAAGUUCACCAUAUCAUCAACAACGACAUCAUCAUCAUGGUGGUGAUAUUGAAAAUUAUCCAAAUGAUGAUGAUCUAAUUGAUUCACAAUCCGAUUCAUCAUCAUUAUCAUCAUCACAUUAUUCCAGUGAUGAUUAUGAAAAACCAACAUUGAAAGAACGUUUUACAACCGGUUGUUUAAAAUGUUUGGAUAUAUUAUGUGUAUGGGAUUGUUUCUGGUGUUGGAUACGCGUGCAAGAAUUAGUGGCGCUAGUUGUUUUCGAUCCAUUUAUGGAAUUAUUCAUUACAUUAUGCAUUGUGGUCAAUACAUUAUUCAUGGCAAUGGAUCAUCAUAAUAUGGAUAAAGAUUUUGAAAAUAUAUUACAAAAAGGAAAUUUUUUUUUCACAGCCAUUUUUGCAAUUGAAGCCACAUUAAAAUUGGUAGCAUUAAGUCCAAAAUUUUAUUUCCGUGAAGGUUGGAAUAUAUUUGAUUUUGUUAUCGUCAUUCUGUCACUAUUGGAUGUUAGUUUAUCAUCGGUUUCCGGUCUUUCUGUAUUACGAUCAUUUCGUUUGCUUCGUGUGUUUAAAUUGGCUAAAUCAUGGCCAACAUUGAAUCUAUUGAUAUCGAUUAUGGGUAAAACGGUUGGUGAUCUUGGUAAUCUAACAUUUGUAUUGGGCAUUAUAAUCUUUAUAUUUGCUGUGAUGGGCAUGCAAUUGUUUGGAAAAAAUUACACGGAAGAAAAUUUUGGUGGAAAAGAAAUACCACGUUGGAAUUUCAAAGAUUUUAUGCAUUCAUUCAUGAUUGUAUUUCGUGUAUUAUGUGGUGAAUGGAUUGAAUCCAUGUGGGAUUGUAUGCGUGUUUCCGGUGCUGCUUGUGUUCCAUUUUUUUUAGCCACUGUUGUCAUUGGCUAUUUGGUUGUGCUCAAUUUAUUUUUAGCUUUAUUACUAUCAUCAUUUGGUGCAUCAAAUUUAUCGGCACCAACAUCGGAAAGUGCCGAUACAAAAAAACUUCAGGAAGCAUUUGAUCGUUUUUCACGUGCAUUCAAAUGGAUUAAAAUGAAAUUUAUACGUUCAUUUAAGCGUUUAAAGCCAAAAACACGUAAUCAAAUUGGUGAUCCAACAUUUGAUCAUCAUCAACCACAUGAUGAUAAUAUGCUCAAUGAUUUAGAUAUAAUAACUGGUCAUCAUCAGCUUUUUAUUGAUGGUCAAACAGCAGCAAAUCAAAAAACUUCCUCGAUAGCCAAUAAUAUUGGUAAAAUGACACAUACAGAUUUUGAAAUGGCAUUAUUCAAAGAAUCAUCGAAAAUUAAUGGCGGUACAACAACAACAGCAGCAGUAGCUACACCUUGCAAUAGUAUCAAUGUAAAUUCAGUUAAUAAUAACGCACAGCAACAACCAUCAUCGCAACAACAAAUGCAAAAUCAAUUAAAUCAUCAAAAUGAUAAUGCUCAACAACAACAACAACAACAACAGCCACCACCAUUACAUAUGAAUUCAUUGGAUGAUUCGAAAGCCAAUAGUGAUAGUAAUCUAAGUGAACAUCAUCAUGAUAAUAUUGUUUCAUUAAUAAUACCUGGACAUAAAUCAAUGGAUAAUAGUGUUAGUGAUGAUAAACUAGAUACAGCCACAGCCGAUGUUAUAAUCAAUGAAUAUCCAUCGGAAUGUUUUCCAGAACCAAUGUAUAAAUAUUGUCCAUGGUGUUUAGAUGAUACACCAUUCUGGACACGUUGGAAAGAGAUACGUACACGUUGUUAUAAAUUUGUUGAACAUAAAUAUUUUGAAACAUUGGUCAUUACAUUGAUUCUUAUUAGUAGUAUGGCAUUGGCAUUGGAAGAUGUAAAUUUUAAAAAAGAUCCAUUAUUCAUGGAAUAUCUUGGUUAUAUGGACAAAUUUUUUACUGUCAUUUUCAUUUGUGAAAUGUUAAUCAAAUGGCUUGCAUUUGGUUUUGCCGGUUAUUUUACAAAUGUUUGGUGUUGGCUUGAUUUUGUCAUCGUUAUGGUUUCAAUAUUCAAUAUAUUUGUCGGAAUUUUCGGCCUUGGAAAUGUACCGGCAUUUAAAACGAUGCGGACAUUAAGGGCAUUACGGCCUUUACGAGCUCUUUCACGGCUUGAAGGCAUGCGUGUAUCGGUGAUAAAUUUAAUUGCCACUUGGUUUGGUGUGGCCAAAAUUCAAGCUUUCAAAACGAUGCGGACGUUACGAGCUUUGCGGCCAUUACGAGCUUUAUCCAGAUUUCAAGGAAUGCGGGUGGUUGUCAACGCAUUGAUACAGGCAAUACCAGCCAUUUUCAAUGUAUUGUUAGUUUGUCUCAUAUUUUGGCUUAUAUUCUCCAUAAUGGGUGUACAAUUGUUUCUGGGAAAAUUCUAUCAAUGUAUUGAUGCUGAAACAAAAAUGAAACUAAACGCAAGUUAUGUACCAAACAAAGAAGCAUGUAUGGCUCGUAAUCAUACCAUUUGGUAUAAUCCACCGAUUAAUUUUGAUAAUGUUCCUAAUGCCUAUCUUGCAUUGUUUCAAGUGGCCACAUUCAAAGGUUGGCUUGAUAUAAUGAACAAUGCCAUUGAUUCGAAACAAGAUCCAGAUGAACAGCCAGAAAAAGAAGUGAAUCUUUAUAUGUAUCUGUAUUUUGUAUUCUUCAUCAUUUUUGGUUCAUUUUUCACUUUGAAUCUAUUUAUUGGUGUGAUUAUCGAUAAUUUUAAUGAACAGAAAAAGAAAGCCGGUGGUUCAUUGGAAAUGUUCAUGACUGAAGAUCAGAAAAAAUAUUAUAAUGCAAUGAAAAAAAUGGGCUCAAAAAAACCAAUGAAAGCAAUACCAAGACCAAGAUUUAAAUUACAAGCAAUUGUAUUCGAUGUGAUAACGAAUAAAAAAUUCGAUAUGAUCAUCAUGUUAUUUAUAGCAUUGAAUAUGGUGGUCAUGUCAUUGGAUGAAUAUAGACAAAGUGUGAUUUAUUCAACAAUUUUGGAAAGAUUAAAUCUAUUUUUCAUUGCCAUCUUUACUACUGAAUGUUUAUUGAAAAUUUUUGCAUUACGAUGGCAUUAUUUUAAAGAACCAUGGAAUAUAUUCGAUUUUGUUGUCGUUAUUCUAUCAAUAUUGGGUGUAUUAUUACGUGAUAUAAUAGCCAAAUAUAUUGUAUCGCCAACAUUAUUACGUGUAGUACGUGUUGUUAAAGUUGGCCGUGUAUUACGUUUAGUAAAAGGUGCACGUGGUAUACGUACAUUAUUGUUUGCAUUGGCCAUGUCAUUGCCAGCAUUAUUCAAUAUUUGUCUAUUACUUUUUUUAGUAAUAUUCAUCUAUGCAAUAUUUGGAAUGUCAUUCUUUAUGAAUGUUAAACAACGUUAUGGUAUUGAUGAAACAUUUAAUUUUAGUACAUUUUUUCGUUCAUUUAUAUUAUUGUUUCAAAUGUCAACAUCGGCCGGUUGGGAUAAUGUAUUAGCAGCCAUUAUGGAUGAAAAUGAUUGUACACCAACAACCGGACCGGAUGCAGAAGGUGAUUGUGGUAAUCGUGGUAUUGCAAUCGCUUUUUUAGUUUCAUAUUUAAUUAUAUCAUUUCUCAUCAUAAUCAAUAUGUAUAUUGCUGUUAUAUUGGAAAAUUAUUCACAAGCAGCUGAAGAUGUACAUGAAGGUUUGACUGAUGAUGAUUAUGAUAUGUAUUAUGAAAUAUGGCAAAAAUUUGAUCCAAAAGGAACACAAUUUAUUAAAUAUUCACAAUUAUCGGAUUUUGUACAUGCAUUGGAAGAACCAUUACAGAUACCGAAACCGAAUAAAUUUAAAUUAAUAUCAAUGGACAUACCGAUUUGUGUUGGCGAUAUGUGUUAUUGUGUGGACAUUUUGGACGCAUUGACCAAGGAUUUUUUCGCCCGUAAAGGACAUGUUAUUGAAGAAACGGCUGAAUUGGCCGAAGUAGCACCGGUCAAAUUGGGUCAAUUUGAACAUAUCAGUAGUACAUUAUGGAGACAACGUGAAGAAUAUUGUUCUAGUGUCAUAAAAAAAGUAUGGAAUGAAUAUAGACAACGGAAAUUUGAACAGCAACAACAAAAAUUGAAUACAAUCACUGAAGAAGAAAUGAUUGAACAAUAACAAAUUAUCGCCUUUUUU
Messenger RNA from Dermatophagoides farinae (American house dust mite), 7560 nucleotides. The record is from RefSeq and is a predicted model, not a curated record. Lineage: Eukaryota; Metazoa; Arthropoda; Arachnida; Sarcoptiformes; Pyroglyphidae.